This is a messenger RNA of Symbiodinium sp. CCMP2592, 822 nucleotides long. Lineage: Eukaryota; Dinophyceae; Suessiales; Symbiodiniaceae. The record is from the annotation of a GenBank genome assembly.
AUGGAUUCGGCGAUCAGUCCUGACAGCCAUCCAGCUUUCCACUCAGUUAGCCGGUCUGCGUUGUGGGAAGUUCACGUGCUUGUGGACAGAAGUGACGAGGCCCCGCGGCAGGGGCAGAGAUUGCGACUCCUUUGUUUGCAUGGUCAUGAUGAGACCCCAGAACGACUUUGCGAAGGCCUGCAGACAUUUUUUGACCAGUUGGCCAAGGUCGGCACAGACAAGCGAGUGACAGUAGAAUGUCGUUGUGUGGCGGCACACAUACAUGAGCCAUCGCGCUACAACGGCUACAAAUGGUUCCGGUAUGACGAGCAGUGCGGAGAGAGGCCAGAGGAUUGGGCAGACAUGGAGGUUGCAAUUACAAAGCUGGCGGUGGAGCUGGAGGCAGCAGAACACAACGAGCUGCCAUAUGAUGGCGUCGUAGGAUUUUCGCAGGGUGCAGAGAUGGUUCACGCUGUGGUGCUGCUGCAGCAUCAGGGCGAUCCUCGCUUUUGCAGCCUUUCCAGCCCCCAUUUCGUGGUGAGCUUCAGUGGCGCUGUGAACCCUGGUCAUUUUGAAGCUGUGAGUGGCGGAGGCCCGCCACGAAACCUUCUGGGACCCUACCUGGGCCCAAAGGCUGGGGAGAUCAAGAUGCCCUGCCUUUUCCUGUACGACCGUACGGACAAAUGGUACCCCUGCAGCCGUGUUGCCCAGACCAUGGAUCUCUACGCCGAUCGGGUGGCGGUUGAGCACAGCCAGAAACACUCGGUUCCUCGAGCGCAGCUUAGUAGCGAGUCUGUGAGUGCCGCCCAGCGCUUCCUGCUCCGAUUUGCGAGGCAGCGCUAG